Grus americana (Whooping crane) is the source of this 625-nucleotide messenger RNA. RefSeq names its product 28S ribosomal protein S24, mitochondrial-like. Lineage: Eukaryota; Metazoa; Chordata; Aves; Gruiformes; Gruidae. The record is from RefSeq and is a predicted model, not a curated record. The transcript is spliced from 3 exons. Gene Ontology annotation, biological process: translation. Gene Ontology annotation, cellular component: mitochondrion. Bases 1 to 582 code for a protein of 193 amino acids.
AUGGGGUACCCUGGGGACACCAGCCCUGGGGGGGCACGGGGGGACCAGGCAGGGCCAGGCCCCACCCCAGGGUGCUGCUGCGGGGUGCGCGCUGUCCCUCACCCGUCACCUCACCAGGCGGUGCCCCGCGUCUGGCCCGUCCCCACGGCCCCCCGGCACCUCCACACCACCCCCGCCUGCCUCAAGACGCGGGCGGCGCGGGUGCGUGUGGGCAAAGGGGACAAGCCGGUGACCUACGAGAAGGCGCACGCCCCCCACUACAUCACCCACUGCAAGGGCUGGCUCUCCCAGCACACCGGGAACCUGGCCGGGGAGCCGGGCGCGGCGGAGCGGGUGGUGGAGGACGCCUUCCUGCGCCGCUUCCUCUACGGCACCUUCCCCGGCAUCCUGGCCGACGAGGCCGUGCUGAAGCGCCGCGCCAACCUGCUGGUGGUCUGCGCCGUGCUGGCGCGGGGCCUGCCGCCCGCCAAGCUCUACUUCCUGGUGGGCUACGCCGAGACCCUGCUCACCCACUUCUACAAGUGCCCCGUGCGCCUGGAGCUGCAGACGGUGCCCGCCAAGGUGGUCUACAAGUACCUCUAGUGCCGGGGGGAAUAAAGCCGGGCUCUGCGCCCACCCUGCCCCA